AUGGCCGAUCUCAACGAUGAUUCUCCAGGACAUGCGCUCGGCAGUGCGCACUUCGGUGAGGAACGACCUCCGGGCCGCCUCCGUAGAAGCCCCUCGCUUAUGGCAGCGUACCUUGACGUAUUCUUUGGGCGAGGUUUGGCAAUGGGGCGGGGCCAUCAAGGUGGUGCAUUCUUUCGCUUCUGUCUGACCUUCCAGCGGCUUCAAUACGCGGCGGAAAACGCUUUCGAGCUUUUCCGCGAGGCAUCGAUCUGCUCCCCGUCCCGCUUCAAGGCCCCAGGUGUCCGGCAGCGAGGUAAUUUCGUGAUGAAAGAGGGCUGA
Penicillium canescens is the source of this 318-nucleotide messenger RNA. RefSeq lists its product as uncharacterized. The transcript has a single exon. Lineage: Eukaryota; Fungi; Ascomycota; Eurotiomycetes; Eurotiales; Aspergillaceae. Bases 1 to 318 code for a protein of 105 amino acids. The record is from RefSeq and is a predicted model, not a curated record.